AAUAAUUGGUUGGUUUUCUUUUUGUUUUGUGCUUUGCGUGUGGCUGACGAUGGGUAGGUGCAUAUACGUCGUGUCGUCGGUACACAUCUCGCUAGUCAUCUCGCUUGCGCUGGGAUGUCUGAACCUCGAGGCUCUGGAUAAGGAUCGGGCGUUUGGAUGGGACGAGGGUAGGGUGGGGAGGUUGAUUGCUAUUUCUUGUGGGUAUUUCAUAUGGGAUACCGUGGAUGCGAUCGUCAACUUCGUGGAUAUCGGCUUUGCCGUGCAUGGCUUAGCGUGUUUGGCGAUUUAUCUUGGGUCGUUCAAGCCGUUCUUGGCGUACUACGCUGCGCGGUGUCUUCUCUGGGAAGCGAGCACGUUCUUCCUCAACAUCCACUGGCUCCUCGACAAGACCAACCACACCGAGAGCAACUUUCAGCUCAUCAACGGCCUCCUCCUCCUCGUUACAUUCUUCGUCGUGAGGCUCGUGUAUGGGGGGAUGUACGUCUUAUACCAGUUCGCGCAUACGCUAUACCAAGUCCGGCAUCAAGUGCCGCUUGCUUAUAUCUUUAUUUAUGGAGGAGGGAACGUCGUAUUGCAGGGACUUAAUUGGUUAUGGUUCGGGAAGAUGAUUGCGGCUAUUCGGAAACGAUUUUCUGAGGAUACGGACAAGAAUACGAGUAAUGGGACCGUGCCAAAGUAGAAUGGACGCUUGGAUACAACAACAUACUAUGCAAUAAAGAGAUUUUUAAGGGAGAAGAGACGGUGCAUUUCUCAAGCCGGAGAGAUUUCAAAGGUGCACUGGAUUUUCCAACACGGCAGUAACGCUCCCAUUAACGUAUUGCCUAACGUCGGAUGGCCAUCUGUAACGAGCUCGCGCUUGGUGUCCUUCUGAGAUGACCAUGCCCAAAACAGCUCAAAGUAAUGGGAACGUCUAUCGGGCCCAGCGUAAGGUAAUCGGGGUAAGAUUUAAUGAGAAGGGGAAGUGGGACAUGGCUCACUCGGGAGAGCAACAGAUUACCAUCCAGUUCGAUUCUGGAUUCCUACGAUAGAGGGCCUUGGAUCCUAGGUGUGCUAUUUUGAAAGAGGCUCAUUUUUGUAUGCGAAUUUUAC
Desarmillaria tabescens is the source of this 1089-nucleotide messenger RNA. RefSeq names its product TLCD4-like protein. The coding region runs from base 50 to 679 and encodes 209 amino acids. The transcript has 6 exons. The record is from RefSeq and is a predicted model, not a curated record. Gene Ontology annotation, cellular component: endoplasmic reticulum; membrane. Lineage: Eukaryota; Fungi; Basidiomycota; Agaricomycetes; Agaricales; Physalacriaceae. Gene Ontology annotation, biological process: lipid homeostasis.